CUUUUUUUUAUUAACAAAGGGUUUGUCGGCGAAAAAGACAAAAACAAAACACAGGGUUUUGGAAAAACCCUUCUCUUCUUCGUCCUUUGUCCUCGCGUUUCUCUAUCUUCAAAAAAAUGUCUUUCUUUGGGCAAGGCAAAAAACGAGGUUUCGGCGCAAGCGACGACGACAUGGGUAUCAUCACCAGACUCUCCCACGCCGUAUCAGACUCCCCAAUAACCAACGCCACGAAGAGAGCCGCCAACGACGCCGCGUACGUCACUAAGAAGCUAUUGAAUAGCACGGGAAAAGCUGCGUGGUUUGCAGGGACAACGUUCCUGAUCCUUGUGGUACCACUUAUCAUCGAGAUGGAUCGUGAACAGCAAUUGAAUGAGUUGGAAUUGCAGCAGCAAAAUCUCCUUGGCUCACCCCCUGCCAAGUAAUACAGAAAAAUCGCUUCUACGCUUUAAUUUGCGAGUUAUUUUAGAAUUUUCAGUGUUCUGUUUAUUGCUUAAUGGUAAUGCUUCAUUGGAUUUUCUUUUUUUUUUUUUUGAUUAAAUUAAAUUUGAAAAUUAUGAAAUUUUAUUG
Molecule: messenger RNA, 567 nt
Organism: Durio zibethinus
Lineage: Eukaryota; Viridiplantae; Streptophyta; Magnoliopsida; Malvales; Malvaceae
Source: RefSeq, a predicted model, not a curated record